ACAGCAGCGGAAUUUCCCAAAAAAAACAUCAUCACUACCUCUAUUUCGGUUUCAGCUAUUUAUUCAGAUACUGACGUGACUGAGGGAAAUUUUAAUGUGUCAACCGGAGACGUCCCUCCCCGAAUUCGGACCACUUUACAGCGCUUUUACUUUCAAUUUCCGACGUAUUCUCUUUGACCAGCCGUGAGCUCAAACGCAUCUAACACCAGGCUGCUCUUAUUGCUGACAGGACAAACGGGAAAUAAUGUUUUCGAGUUACGUGUUUGUGUUUGUUUGUUUGGCGACUUUUCUGCGAGACUUCCAUGUAUCCAGCUGUGAUGAAAACUGUGAUGAUAAACCUGUGUUCACUCCAUCCAGAGUUGUAGUGAAGUAUGGUGACUCCAUCAGUGUUAUGUGCUAUGCAUGCCAGUCUGGCUGCAAUGAGGACCAAACUGGUUUGGAAAGCCCUGUGGGAAACACAACAAAAAAUGGAACCAGGAUUUUAUGGACGGUUGACAGAAUGACUGAAUGGGACUCAAAUGUCUUUUGCUAUUAUUCUAAUGCUGCGGAUUACCAGUGCUGCAGCCUCCUGCCUUUAACUGUGUACAAGCCUCCAGACAGUGUGUCCAUCAGCUUUGAUGGUCUCUCUGGGCCGAUGAUUGAGGGUCAUCAGUACACUCUGCAGUGUAAAGUACAGAACGUUGCUCCUGUUGGAGACCUCACAGUGACCUUCUACAGAGGACAGACAGCACUGGGUCAAGCAAAGUCCACAAAUGACCUGAAGACACCAGUAAGUGAGACCUUCACUCUGAGCGUCAACACCAGUAAAGAAGAUGAUGGAGUCCAGUACUGGUGUGAGGCCAAGCUGGAACUGGGACCUGAAGGACCACAGCGCCCCCCAUUGGUGAAGUCAGAAAUCAUCACCACCACUGUCCUCUAUAAGCCUCAGCUAGAGGGGCCAUUGCAUCCAGAUCCGGUCACCAUCACUGAGGGAAACUUUCUACAACUGAGCUGCAAGGCUGUGGGAAACCCCAGCCCCUCAUACACCUGGGUGAUCCUGCCACCUAGUGCCCCCUCCUCCAAUAGCAGCCAUCUCACUAUCAAAUCUGUAGCUUAUGAGCAGGAAGGGCAGUACACCUGUUCUGUCAGCAACAGUGUGGGGACAGUCACUGUGACGUUUACUGUGGUUGUCAAAGCCGACAUCAUCCCAUACAUCAUAGGCGGACUAUCAAUUGUUGGUCUUCUUAUUAUCACUGGCUUAAUAAUAGGACUCAUAUUUUACUACAAACACAACCGAAUGGGCCAGUACAAUCUGAAGGAUGUUUUUCGUUUGCAUACCCGACACGUUGCCGUGCCCACUGUGGAGUAAGUGUGUGGGAUGGAAUGAAUCCUGUAUGGACAGUAUGGACUGAUUCUGUGAUUAGCUGCAGAGUUUAAGACAACUACCAUCAACUGCAACGUCCUUGGUUUGAGUCUGGGUAGGGGCCUUUGUUGUAUCUUUCUCAUCUCCCGAUAAAAUAAGUUCCAACUUUUUUUAUCCUGCAGACUGAAUGGAAUAAGUCACUUCCUGUCCUAAACCCAACUUCUGAGUUUGCUUCAUUUGACUGUUUUGCAGAGUUGUAUUUAGCCUAACCCCACCUGAAGUCUGCAUUCAGUUCAACACAUACUCUGCCUUAUGGUGAAACUCGUGCUUAAACAUGGUUAAAUUUAGGUUUUAGGCCACAGACUGAAGUGUUAAAGGGGAGAUGUCUGCAGCUCACAGUAUUUAAAAAUUGUAUAUAUUUUACUAUGUAUAGAGUUAAAAAGGCAAAUCCUGUGUAAAUGUGAAACAAAUGUAAUGUUUUCUGUCUCUAUGGGUCACAUUUUCUUCUUUAAAGCCACAGAGUGGAUUGUUGUGACAAAAUAGGGUUUUUCUAUAUUUUUUCUUCAAAGUCACAAAUAUAUUUUUAAAAGGUUCAGAAAUUUCCUUAAAUAGCUGAGCACAGUUGUUUUUAGCAAACAUUAUAGUAAGUAUUUUGUGCAUUUACUGAGGCUCUGAAAAUUAAGCAACCUUACUCUAACAUUUUUUUUUAGAAAUUACCACUGAAUAUUUGCCACACAGAAACAUGGGGUGUUCAAGGCCCCUGAUGCUCAGGAACCCAAUGAUAGUUGCCUCUUUUACCUGGUUGUUAAUCUGGCCUUGAAUAAGAUCACCUCUUUCCUUUGGUCUUUUCUUGUGAACUGAAUUAGAAAAAUAUAGAAUACCAUCAGCCUUAUUCUUGAACUGAUCUACAACCUUGAUUUUGGUUCAUACAAAGAGGGCCUGUAGAUCAGUAGUUUUCACACUAAAUAUAACAAUUCUGUUUUUGUAGCCAUUGUUGUCAAUUUUGUCUUACUCUCCCUGUGUUUGUAUUUUUAAACUGUUGCUUCAUUGGUUCUAGAAAAUCGUGCCUUUGGCUAACACUGGAACACUUACAGAAAUGUAGAUUAAUGUGCAUAUUUAUAGCUGUAAGAAGGGCUGCAACUACAGUUUUAUGCAUGAUUGUGGUUUAUCAAUUACUAUGAGAAAUGGAAAACUACACUGAUGCUAACAUAUCAGUACAAUGUAUUAUUCAUGCAUUCAUUUGCUUAGAUGAACACGCUGUGUUGCUGUUUUUGGCCACUUCAUUUUUAUCAUGUUACUGCAAAGAACUUUACAACUUUAUUUAGAGAGGUGCUAUAAACAGAAAGUUCACUAUCAUGUGAAAAUUCUCAUAAUGAACUUCACAGCUACAUGUUUAACCACUGAAAGCUUGAGUCUUAUUUUGCAAUAACCCACAGUUAUAAAUCCAUCAACAGCU
This is a messenger RNA of Toxotes jaculatrix (banded archerfish), 2798 nucleotides long. Its product is annotated as vascular cell adhesion protein 1-like. Gene Ontology annotation, cellular component: membrane. The transcript is spliced from 5 exons. Gene Ontology annotation, molecular function: integrin binding. The record is from RefSeq and is a predicted model, not a curated record. The coding region runs from base 245 to 1348 and encodes 367 amino acids. Lineage: Eukaryota; Metazoa; Chordata; Actinopteri; Toxotidae. Gene Ontology annotation, biological process: cell-cell adhesion.